Osmia lignaria (orchard mason bee) is the source of this 1604-nucleotide messenger RNA. RefSeq lists its product as uncharacterized. Gene Ontology annotation, biological process: sensory perception of taste. Gene Ontology annotation, cellular component: membrane. The record is from RefSeq and is a predicted model, not a curated record. Lineage: Eukaryota; Metazoa; Arthropoda; Insecta; Hymenoptera; Megachilidae.
AACAUUUUAUUGCAUCGUCAAUACUGCUGACACAUUAACCUUUUUGAAAUGGUUGUUUUAUUUAAUAGAAGAAAAAAUUUCAAUGAUAAACUGCAAUAUCGCGGUUAAAAAACAUUAUAUCUAUUAACAACAGUAAGCACAGGAAGUUGAUAAAAUAAGCUACGCAUAGUACUCAUUGACGUCAAAUGCUACGCUCUUAAUUGAGAAAAUAGCGAUAGUGUAUAGCUUUGAACAGGAAUUUCUUACAAGCAACAAGUAUUAUUUUAACCCAAUUUAUCGUCAUUAUCUACAUGCCUUACAUGAUACAACCUCCAAGAAGAAGGUACUUUAUAUACUACUUCAAGAAACGUUCUCCAAAUGUUCAACCAAGUACCAAAACUCGGUGAAAAGAAAAUCAAAGAUAAAAACGAAACAUGGACAUUUUUCAACGUAACAAACUACAGAACGUUAAUGCGUUAUUGUAUUUUCGUAAAUAUGUGCAUUGGAUUUUUGCGCUUUAAAAUUGUCUCAUCGAGAUACAUAUCAAAAUUUCGUUUUUCAUUUUCUGUGAUCUUGGUGAUCAUUUUCAGCAUUUGUAUGAUAUUAGCCAUAUACAAUGUUAAUUACGUUAUUGAAAUCGACAAGUCCAUGGGUUUACACAGCAAUUUCAUUUUGUUCUUGAGUCCCAUGAUCGUUAUAUGUGGCUACAUUUCAAAUCAUUCUACCGUACGAAUGAUUGAGAAAGUGAAAAAUGUUGCUACUCUGCUGCCACCGAAAACCAUUCGCAAAUUAGCCAAACUGGUGUACGCGAAGGACGUGUUGCUUCUCAUCCCAUUUAUUCCGUAUUUUCUAUUUAGUGUGAAGGGAUUUGGAUACAUAGUUGGUUGCACCUGUUGGUACGUGUUUUUGUCGAUGGUAGCGGCAAACGCUUUGUACGUGAACAAUGUGUACGUGUUGAAAGCUUGUUUUGAAAAAAUAAAUGAUUCCUUGGUAAAACUGAACGAAACGGUGAUCAACGAAGAGCCGCAUCUUUUCAGCAGAGUAUAUCAAUCGCAGGAAAAUCCUGAGUUGCUCAAACAACUGAGAAAUCUUAGAAAACAACAUUUAAAAAUCACUGUUGCUGUCCGGUUAAUUAACGAGACGUAUAAUAUUCAAAAUAUCGGAUCACUUAUAAUGAUCUUCAUUGACCUCACGUUUAAUGUGUAUCAUUAUGUGGUAAUUUUUACUCAAGGGGAUAUCGUUACCAUAUGGUUUUCCGAUAUUAAUAUGUAUAUUAUACAUUAUACUUUCAAUUUGAUUUUGAUUGUUUGGACCACCGAGACGACUAAGAUCCAAGCCCAGCAGAUUGGUUCUAAUGUUCACCGAAUCGUCGUGAAUACUUUUGACAAACAGACGACGAUCGAGUUGGAAUUAUUCUCGUUGCAAGUACUGCAGUGUGACAGCACCUUCUCGGCGAUGGGUCUUCCGAUGGACGCAACCAUUUUGACAAAGAUAGUGUGCUCUAUUUCCACUUAUGUAGUACUAUUGGUACAAUCUUUGCUUGUAAAGCCCUGUUAAGAAGAAGCUCUAAUGUAAUGAUUUUUAAUUGAAUAGUGAAGAAACAAUUAUGGUCGAUUGACGAAGAG